AUGACCAUUCCUCAUUACGGCGUUUGGGCUUGCACACCUACGAGCUACGAGGCUCAAACCCCUAAGCAAGACCCAAAGUCUCCGCACAUCUAUCUCCAUUUCACGGAUGAAUCCUCUGGCACAUCGAGCAGGAAACUCGAGGCCGCUAUUAAUGUCAAGUCCACCGGCAAAGACAGUCGUCUGGUGUUCUGGGUGACCCGUAACUUCAGCAACCCCAUCACUGAGCAGCUGUCCGAGCUUGAACUUGGCUUUCAUCUUGCAUCCUCGCCAGGUUCGAGUGACACAAACUACGAGAGCUACGGUAGUCACAACCAUGGUCACCACAGUCACCACGCUAGCCGUCAUCACCAUGAGCGCCAUCAGCAGUCUAGACUACAAGGCCUCGACUAUAUUCGGACCCCGGGCCUCGUUGACAUCAAGUCCGGUCAGGUACUUCCUGCCGAUGCUUCAGGUCCAAACAAUGACAUACUCGACAAAUUGGAACCUAUUCUACAAGACGCAAUCAGGCAGAAGGCUACAGCUUUUAUAUGGGGUUCUUCGUAUGGAUCUGGCAUCCAUGACAUUCACAUGAACCAGGGUAGUAAGCCUAGCUUCUCUAAUGGAAUUUACGAGGAUGGCGCGCUGUUUUUCAAAUUCCCCGAUGGCCAUUGGGAGGCUGUCUUCCUCGCCUUUGCAUCGCAGAGGAUUCCAACUAAUGACGAGGGCGAGUAUGAGGAGAACAGCCAGUCCUUGGCUUCCAUCCUAGGUCAGGACGCAUAG
Penicillium chermesinum is the source of this 759-nucleotide messenger RNA. RefSeq lists its product as uncharacterized. The transcript has a single exon. NCBI's taxonomy places the organism in Eukaryota, Fungi, Ascomycota, Eurotiomycetes, Eurotiales, Aspergillaceae. The record is from RefSeq and is a predicted model, not a curated record. The coding region runs from base 1 to 759 and encodes 252 amino acids.